Eurytemora carolleeae is the source of this 1778-nucleotide messenger RNA. RefSeq names its product rhodopsin. Bases 96 to 1181 code for a protein of 361 amino acids. The transcript has 16 exons. Gene Ontology annotation, biological process: G protein-coupled receptor signaling pathway. The record is from RefSeq and is a predicted model, not a curated record. Gene Ontology annotation, cellular component: membrane; photoreceptor outer segment. NCBI's taxonomy places the organism in Eukaryota, Metazoa, Arthropoda, Copepoda, Calanoida, Temoridae. Gene Ontology annotation, molecular function: G protein-coupled receptor activity.
UAAUGUCGUAUUCUUAUUCGUCAGUUUUCUGGAUCUCACUAAAUUAUUUUCUGUAAGUAAAUUCCACUUUGUUUUAAGUUCAAUUUUUCUAAUAUAUGAAAGGUGGACGCAUGAUGGAUAACAGUACCAUGAUCGCAAACUUAUCUGAACCAAACCUUGAGACCAGUGGUCCUCCUAGUAUAUUGUACUAUAUAAUGGGAUUCUGGGCCCUGGGAACGGGUACAACUGGAUUUCUAGCAAAUAUUCUUGUUAUUCUUGUCUUCUGUAUAACUCCUAAGUUAAGAACACCGUUUAACUACCUGCUAAUGAACCUGUCUGCUUGUGAACUAGUUAUAUCUGUAACUGGAAACUGGCUUCUUGCAGCAAACUCGUUUAGCAGGAGAUGGUUGUUGUCUGCUAGGGCCUGUCAAGUCAAUGCUUUCGGAAUGACUUACUUAGGAAUUUUAUCCAUCGUAACCUUGACGGUUUUAGCUAUACAACGGUAUAUGAUGAUCACUCAGGAUAGACAGUUCCCUCUGUCUACUAACCUAUCUACCUGUAUGACCCUGGUUCUGAUUUGGGUGUAUACCCUGGCUAUCGCCCUCCCUCCCUUCCUGGGCUUCGGGGAAUUCGGACUAAAUACACUGAAAGUGUCUUGUGGAGUUGUUUGGGACUUUAACAUCAAUGCUGAUCAUUACAAGGUUGAGUACAUGGUGUACAUAUAUCUGCUUGGAUUUCUGAUCCCCCUGAUGAUAAUAUUCUACUGCUACACAAAAAUUAUGAAAGCUGUCAAAUCGUCUGGAAUGAAUGGCCUCCUGGAAAAUGACGCGAAGCGCCGAGCGAAAAGAAGAAGAGAUCGUAAGAUAACAAAUAUGGUUGCAAUUAUGCUUGCUGCUUACUUGAUCACGUGGUUUCCUUACGCCAUAGUUUCCAUAUCAGAAGCAGCUGGGUACAAACCCUACAGUUCUCUAACAUUUGCAAUUUAUGCUCUACCAACAAUGCUGGCCAAGGUGUGUGUUUGCCUCGAUCCCCUCAUAUAUUUCGGCUUUAAUCCCCAGUUUCAAGACGAAGUGAGGAAAUACUGGAAUAAACAAGUAAUCAACCUGGAAGUAUCUUUUCAAGGAUCAAAAGAAACCCCGAGAGCACCUUCAACGCUCGUGUCCCCAGCAACAGAGUUUAUUGAAGCAACCUCUGUGGUUUAAACAGGAGAAAAGAGAUGAAGAAGUCAUCAGUUUAAAGGAUCUUCUAAGAUGGGGAGGUUUUCAGUGAUGUACUGUGCCGUUUAUGUGUCUAUAGCCUGUCUGUUAUAACUGUACAUUGUACACAACCUGGUCUAGCGGCCUAAAAAUUGAGCCGGUACAUCAACUGAACCGAAGUUUUCAGUGUGCCAGGGGUACUGUGGAGUUAAAUAUUGAAUAUUUGCAUCCAAUCUGGAUUUCGCAGAUUACUUCUUAAAAGCUAAAACAAGAAACUCCUACUUCACCGUAAUGAAAUCCUGAUCAAGGGCUAUACACAAGUCGAAAAAGUUGAAAAUUUUAGACCUGAAAGCUAUCAAUAAUCAGCCCGGUCUUAUAAGUUUGUGAAUAGUUUCUGUACUGUAGAGUGUAGAAGGUAGAUUGCAAUGAGAGUGGACAGAAUAAAACCAAGUCCAAAUUACUCUUAAAAUAUGUGUAAAGAUAUUGCUACCUUGGAACUGUACUUUCAAAUUUUUCGUUUAGGUGUCUAAAGCAAGAAAUAUAUUGACAUAUUUUUUCAUUUUAGAAAAAAAAACUUUUAUAUCAAAUAUUACAAAUAUUAUC